This is a messenger RNA of Symbiodinium sp. CCMP2592, 5142 nucleotides long. The record is from the annotation of a GenBank genome assembly. NCBI's taxonomy places the organism in Eukaryota, Dinophyceae, Suessiales, Symbiodiniaceae.
AUGAACCACAAGCCAAAGGACCCAGUGAUCCUCAUGAACCACAAGCCGAAGGACCCAGUGAACCUCAUGAACCACAAGCCGAAGAACCCAGUGAUCCUCAUGAACCACAAGCCAAAGGACCCAGUGAUCCUCAUGAACCACAAGCCGAAGGACCCAGUGAACCUCAUGAACCACAAGCCGAAGGACCCAGUGAACCUCAUGAACCACAAGCCGAAGGACUCAGUGAGUUUGGCGAUGAUCCAGCUGGUGAGGAGUUCGGGGGCCCUUGAUAUGGAAGGUGUUAUGUUUGACCCGCUCGUAGAAAUGGCGGGCUAUGAUGCAGAUGGAAACGAUGGAGUUCCGCACCCAAUGGAGGAAGUUCCCGAGAGGAGAUCUCGAGGACCUGCUGCGGGUGAAGAGGGUGUUAGGGGGCUCUCUGAAGAAGAGUUUCAGCGCAUCUUCGAUGAGGUUGGCUACGAAAUGGACUUCCAGACUGUCUAUGUGGUCAGGCCUUUGAGGAGCAGGACAGCCGCUGAAGUGACGGCAGCAGUCCAGGAAACGGUGCUGAAAAUGAAAGCCGAAGGCCUCUACAUCUCCAGGAUACAUGCAGAUCGGGCACGCGAGCUACGUGUCCAGUCACUCCGCACUUGGGCCCUUCAGCGAGGAAUCUUCUGCACGUUUACAGAAGGACAGGCUCCUCAAUCAAACGGGCGAGCGGAGGCGGCGGUUAAGUGGGUGAAAGGGGCGGUCAAGCGGUUGCUGACUGCUACAGAUCUCCCGAAGGAUACUUGGGCGGUGGCGGCGAACUAUGCGGUGCAAGAUCGAAUGGACCGUUUGCUGCGAAAGUCACCUUCAAUGUUGCCGUUUGGAACCAAGGUCCACGUUCGCUCCAAGGUUUACGGGACCGGCGGAAAGUAUGAUCUGGACUCAAGAUGGAAGGGUGGUACGUAUGUGGGGCCCAGCUUAGACGUCAGAGGAGGACACCUGAUAAGGUUUGAGAACGGGGCCUACAUGACAUCUACUCAUCUUCGACCGCAUUUGGUGGAGCCGGAUAAGAUCAUUGACCUUGAGGAGUAUGAAGCUCUACUUCCUGUGCCUACCAGACGGAUAAAGGGCAAAGCGGGUGCAAGGGAGGUGGAGGGUGAGCUUGGAGAUCAUGAAGAGUGUUUCCCUCAUGAUCCUGAUCACCCAGCGGAAUGUUAUGCCAGGAGACUACUUGAGGAGGAGGACGGCGCCCUGACAGCUGACCAGUUGGAGAACCUGGCGAUUAUGCUCCCCUCAACUGCACCUACGCCUAAGCGUUUUGGACCCCAGAAGGACACCCAGAAAAUUUGGAAUGCUGGUGCGUUUGUUCAUGGUGGAAUAGUUGGGGUGAAAACCGCCACCGGAUCAUUCCCGGCGAGCACGAGAGCUUUUGUGAAGUAUGUCAAGCAGCUGAAGCCCGACCACAAGUUCAAUGCCAUUGCUGUGACGACUGAUGUGGAAGCAAAGCAGCACGUGGACGCCCACAAUGUUGGUGAGAAUCUUGUGGCUGGCUUGUCGUACUUCAAGGGUGGCGCUUUGGAGGUUGAGGAACCAACAGGAGUGAAGGUGCUCCCCUUGGACGGUGAUGUGCCCUACCAGGUCUUUGAACCCAAGCAUCGCCACUCUACGAGGCCGUGGUAUGGAGGUUCCAGAGUUGUGCUGAUUGCUUACUCGGUGAGGGACAGCGCUAAGUUGAAGGAGCCUCACUUGGAUCUACUACGGGGAAUGCGUUUCGAGUGGGAGCCACACCUAUCAAAACCCGUUGACGAUCAGGAUCCUCCAGCCCUCAAAGUGAUCAGAGUUGGUCUACUGGAUGCGUCGGCAGGCCAUGGUGUUCCAGAACAACAUCGAGAUUCUCCAGAAUACGGGGGCCUAGAAGGUAGAGUUGCAGACCAUGGUGUUCCAGAACAACCUCGAGAUUCUCCAGAAUACGGGGGUGAGCCUGACAAGGUACCACAAGUUGCUCCAGUAACGAAGGAGGCUUGGUCACAUAUACCUCAUGAUUUGGAGUUGGCCAUUGGAGACAUGGAAGAUCGAGCAGCUAGACUCCGAGACUUGCUGGAGGAGGAAGAGAUCUUGGCUGAAGAGUACCGUCGUAUGGGUGAAGAAACAAGAGAGCACGUAUCGGAUGCUCGUGACCAGGUGUGCGAGUUCUUGGACUAUGUUCAUAAGGAGCUCAUGGGAUUGGAGCGGCUGAGGAGUAUGAUGUGCUUGAAGGCUGCAAGGGUGACACCGGUGAACGAUGACCCGGGCGAGAUCGACUACGAGGCCCUACUGGAUAGCCUAGAGGAGGACCUCAAGAUAGUCCACACUGUUCCUGCUGUCCAAGUCAAACAGUAUUUGAGCCGCUGGACCGAGGCAAUUAAGAAGGAGGUCGAAGCCCUUUUCUCCUCUGGUACCCUACGGAAAGUCUCCCUGGACCAAGCCAAGGAGAUGGAGUCCCAGGGCCUUGUGACGUUUGCGCCUGCUAAAUGCAUCUUCACCCUUAAGCCGCCUCAGGUUCAGGGUAAGCGGGUGAGAAGGAAAUGCCGCUUAGUUAUAUGUGGAAACUUCGUGAAGGACAACGUUGACUUUGGUGAUUUGUAUGCGGCUGGAUCUUCAACAGACUCGCUGAGACUCACUCUCAUAGUCUCUGCUCUGAUGAAUUGGUUUGGGGCGAUCUCGGAUAUCACUGGGGCUUUCCUCUUGGCCACCUGGCCAGAGCAUCUCCCGAAGUAUGGGAUUUACCCGCCCCGAUUGGUCCGAGAGUCGGGAGUUGCUGGUCACGAGGCGUGGAUAGUUGAAAGACCGCUCUAUGGCCUGCGGGAAAGUCCGCGGAUAUGGUGUGACUAUCGCAACAAAAGACUGCUUACUGCUCGCAUUCCAGUCGACAAUGUGAUGUUGGUGUUGAGACCUACGGUGUCAGAGCCAGAGUUGUGGACCAUCAUCGAUGAAGUGACUGGGGUUCUGUACGGGCUCAUCGUGCUGUAUGUGGACGACAUUGCCUACUUCUCCACGAAGGUCAUAGUGAAGGCAGUUCAUGAGUUUGUCGUCAAAGAUUGGCCAGCCUCCCCUUUGGAAUGGAUUGGGGAUGUCGAACCGGUCCGCUAUUUGGGUGUUGAGAUUAAGACGGAGGCCAGAGUCGCAGAAGAUGGUUCGGCGAGGCGAGUGUUUACAAUUGGGCAGUCGGCUUAUGUUCGUGAUCUACUACGAUCGUAUGGGAUGGAGGAGUGUUUCUCUACCCAGCUACCAGUACCGAAGGACUGGAUUGAUCAAGCUGAGAACAAUGACGAGCCUGAGGAGGAGAUCACGGAGGAGGCUACGAAGCGAGCUCAACGUGUGGUUGGGGAGCUGUUGUGGCUGGCAACUAAGACACGACCUGACCUGUUGUUCACGACUAACCAUAUGGCUUCUAUGUUGGGGCGCAGGCCGGACUAUGUUCACCGUGUUGGACUACGUGUUCUGGCAUACCUCUCUGGAACAGUUGAUGUGCGCCUAACGUUGGGCCCGACUACAGAAGUUUCAAAAGAGCUGGUGUGCUUUACGGACGCCUCGUAUGCUCCGUAUGGGAGAAGGAGCUUUGGGGCUGCUGUUGUAACCCUGGCAGGUUCGCCUCUGGCAUGGAAAGCAGGCAGGCAAUCGUUUGUGACUUUGAGUGUUAUGGAAUCGGAGCUGUACGCUGCUACUCAGGGUUGCACCCUGUUGUGUUCCGUCCACUCGCUGCUGAACGAGCUCUUCCCCAACCAGUACCAGAAGGUGUUGGCUAUAGAUAAUACCUCGGCCGUUUCCAUGUGUCAGGGCGGACACGGGUCCCAGAGAACACGGCACUUGAAGAUUCGUGCGAGCUACAUCCGGGAGAAUGUCGAGAAUGGGACUUUGACCAUCAGACACACGCCUGGUGAAUGGCAGCUAGCUGAUCUAGCAACCAAAGCGCAGCCUAAGUUGCGACUGCAUCGCCUGAUGCAGCUAUGGGGCUUUGUGGGCUUUGCUACGAACUGGGUCAAGGAGCUAAAGUUGAAGCUGAUGAUGGUUUUGGUGACUAUAGCUCAGUGCAUAUGCCCAGCUCGUGGAGUCGAGUCUGAAGUGAAAGAGCCUUUGCCAGGCACUGGAGUAGAUGAGCUUUUGCUAGUCUGCUUGGUCACUUCAGUGUUCGCAGUUGUGCUUUGGGAAGUUGUCCGCUAUGUGUACCGCAAGUACCUCCGUUGGUCUAAGAGACAAAGAAAGGCUAAGAAGCUUGAAGAAGUUGCGAGGGCAGAGGAGCAGCGAAGCGGCUACAUUGCGCACGAGACGGAGGCCUCCUACGCCCCCGAUUCCAAGUCCUCCUACUACACCAAGGCGGUCUACGCCGGUUGCCACACCGGGACCCUCACCUACGGCAAGUCAGAUGACGCCUCUGCGGACGACUCCGCAGGAACCCAGAGAACCUACCAUAGGUGCGACAACACCUCAGCGGGUGAGCGAAUGAGGGUUUGCUACGACGUCUUGAUGCUUAUGACCUCAGAUGAGCUACGCGAGACACUCCGAAGGCAGGGGCUCCCUGUCUCGGGCCUGAAGAUGAACCAGGCCGAAAGAUUGGUCGAGUCCUUGAUGAGCACCGACUGUACCAAUCGUCAGUUUCGCUAUGUGCUGUAUUUGUGGAGGCACAAGUCGUUGUCCUACAAGUGUCGUUUGGUUUGGUCCGACAUUGAGCGUUUGCUUGGCCGUGGCGCCGCUGGGGAGGUUUGGCAGGCUGCGGGGCGCGCAAGUGGCAGCCGUGUGGCCGUGAAGUGCAUCGAUCUCGGAUCGCUGACGGCCAAGGAGCGCCACCAGGCAUCGCAGGAGGCAUAUUUGCUGCGCCGGGUGAAGCAUCCGCACAUCGUGAGGUUCUUCGAUUGCAUCGUCGGCGCCCAGCAGAUGCACAUAGUCAUGCAGUUGAUGGAAGGUGGUGACCUGGCAAGUGUCAUCCGCCGGUGCCGGGACGGCGGACAACGGCCUUCGGAGGCUAGCAUUUGGCGCUGGCUUUUGCAGAUGGCCCGCGCUUUGGCCUACUUGCAUAAGAUCUCAAUUCUGCACCGCGACGUGAAGCCUGCGAACAUCUUCCUGUCGGAGGAUGAGCGGACCGCCGUCUUAGGCGAUCUGGGCAUCGCCAAGGUGGAGUCUGGCGUUUCGCGCCAGCUAUAG